GUUUGUAUGUGAAGUGAGCAUUUCUCUUCAUGACUUGACUGUGUUAUGUCAGACUACCGCCCAACAGCACACGUCUGAUCUGCUGGAGAGGGAGGGAUGUGUGAGGACGAGCGGAGACGCAGCAGUCCUUCAGCAACACCAGUCUGAGAAACAACUGAUUUCACUCAGGUCAUUUCCUCGUGAGACUCAAUGAUCCAGGACAACUGCUCGUCUCCAGACUCCCUGUACGCUGCUGUGAAUGCGUCAUGGUGCUCCACCAGAAAGGACGAGUGUCACAACAGAACAUGGAGUCAGUCAGACCUCUGUCUGAGCCGCAGCGCUUUCCUGGAGAAGUACCUGGGCCCUUGCCGUUCACCCUUCUUCCUGCCCAUGUGCGUCACCUACCUGCUCAUCUUUGUAGUCGGCGUGCUGGGAAACAGCCUGACUUGUAUAGUCAUCGCCCGUCACCGUGUGAUGCGCACAACCACAAACUACUACCUGUUCAGCUUGGCCAUUUCUGACCUCCUCGUGCUUCUGCUGGGUCUCCCGCUGGAGCUUUAUGAACUCUGGAGCAACUAUCCCUUUCUGUUUGGCGUCACUGGCUGCUACUUCAAAACCUGCCUGUUCGAGACGGUCUGCUUUGCAUCAGUGCUCAACGUGACCGCCUUGAGCGUUGAGCGCUACAGAGCGGUGGUGCAUCCUCUGCAGGCCAAACACAUGGCGACGCACGCUCAUGCCAAGCGCGUUAUCCUCUUGCUCUGGGCCGUCUCGCUGAUGUGUGCCUUGCCCAAUACUAGUCUGCAUGGUGUGGAGACAUUAGAUCCCCAUUUUGGACUCACUUUCCCUGAUUCGGGGGUGUGUACAGUAGUGCACGAUAGGUGGAUCUACAACUUGCUGGUGCAGGUGACGGCACUGCUCUUCUUCCUCCUGCCGAUGCUGACCAUCACUGUGUUGUAUGUGCUGAUCGGCCUGCAGCUGCAUCGAGAACGGGACUGUUUUGAUUCAAAGAUCGGGCUCAAUCAGGAUGGGGUCAAUCAGAGGGCACGUCAUCGGCAAGUCACAAAAAUGCUCUGUGCAUUGGUGAUUGUGUUUGGGAUCUGCUGGGCCCCGUUUCACAUCGAUCGUGUCAUGUGGAGCUACAUUAAUGAAUGGACUGCAGAGAACCACAAUGUCUUCGAGUAUGUGCAUCUUCUUUCUGGUAUCUUCUUCUACUUGAGCUCAGUGGUCAACCCCAUCCUGUAUAACCUCAUGUCUUCACGCUUCAGAGAAAUGUUCCGUGAGGUGGUGUGUCAAAAAGACCAUCGUCAGCUCUCAAUGAGUAAGGUCACAUUACGGAGUGUUGUUUCUGCCUCUUUUUCUGCCUCUAAUUCUGUCUCGUUUUCUGUCAAAUUCAACCCUCGUGGGCUGCCACACACUCUGUAGUUAUCUUAUUCAAAUACUAUCAUUCAUAGUUGCGCUGUCGAAGUAUACAGUUACAUUAAUGAGUGCUCAUGUAAUCAUGUUAAUAUAGCCAAUAUACACACAGAUAUAUACAAACACAAUGCAUUCACCUCCAUUCAAAAGUUUGGGGUCGGUACAGUUUGUAAAUGUUUUUAGGGUAAUCUCUAAUGCUCAUCAAGGCUGCAUUUAUUUGAUUAAGAAUACAGUAAAAUGAAAAUAUAAUCAGACAAAUAUUGUGUUCUUGUUUCAGCGUAAUUCUACAUUUAAGUACUAAUUAACUACAUGUACUUACUAUAUGGGCAGGGUUAGGUUUAGGGUUUGUCUUGCAUGUAAUUAUGCAUCAUUUAUUGCUAUUAUAAUACUAAGUACAUGUGUAACAAGGACACCAUAAAAUAAAGUCUUACUGAAAUAAUUGCUCUCCAUGUAAAUAUAUAUUAAAAUGUUAUUAAUUCCUGAAUUUUUAGCAUCUUUACUCCAGACUCCAGUCUUUAGUGUCACGUGAUCCUUCAGAAAUCAUUCUAAUAUGCUGAUUUGAUGCUCAAGAAACAUUAAUUAUUAUAAGUGAUGAAAACUCUUGAGCACCUUCAUAUUUUUUUUUGAGGAUUCAGUUCAAAAGAAUAGCAUUUUUCAAUAGAAAUGUUUUGUACCAAUACAUACUUUGCUGUCACUUUUGAUUUGUUUAAUGCAUCCUUGCUGAAUAAAAGUAUAAUUUUUUUUACAGAUAUAGAUUUAUUUAUAUAUUUUAACAGUAGUAUGAGUGCACAAAAAAAACUUCUUUAAAUUUUUAACAUCAAAAUAGGACAAAACAAUAUAAUUUCACAUCUCAUACAAAACACAUUUUCUUGUGUUGCUCAACUUUUAAUAACACAUUUUUGAUUUUUGCACGUAAACACACUUAAUGAUGUCAUCAGAUACAAGCUCCUCUAAAGCCUAUCUUUAAAAUUAAAAACAUUAAAAAAUUUAUAUCAAGUAACUGGUACAGUUCUUGUCUCCUCUCCUCCUACUGUCCUGUCUAACACAAGCCCAAACAUACGUCUUUAAAAGAAAAUGGUCAGUUAGUUUUUAUAUUUCUUCUCGGCACAUGUAAAUAGUUCCAUAAGAAGCCACAGCAUCAAGUUUUACAUGUCACCAGCGAACACACAGACUGAAAGCCGGACUGGAACAGCAUAUGUGAGUGGAGCGGAGCCACAGAGGUUUCCACUGAAAAACACUGAUGCUCCGACCUCCAAUAAAACAGAAGAGUUUUGACAGUAAAUGUAAAUCUUAAGUGUUUCCAGUAAGCAAGCAAGUUUCCCAUCAUUCUCACAGACUGUAAAAUCUACUGUAGUGAUGCCAUAUUUCAUAUCACUGUGAUGGUGUGAUGAGAUCAUAUUAGAUAUAUAUUUGUUAUAAGUUGUGUUCUACGUGGUUAUAAAGUGCAGUUCCUUCUUCUAGUGAGCAGUUCAGUGACACACAUGAAUCCACUGCGUUUAAGACAACUUCUGUUCUGAACUAUCACAUCAUAUAUGAAGGAAUGAUGAGGGCUGUAGUCUUGUCAUGUUGACUCUGCAGAUGUUUGCAUGUUGUGAUGUUCCUCUGGAAUGAUGAGAACAGAUCUGUCGAACUCAUUUCAUGGUCUCCUCCACCUGUUUAUCUUCUUCUGCGAUGCAGAGCAAUACAUCACCCGUCAGAUACAAGAUUAUAAAAAGUGCUUGAUUUCCCUGAUUAUGUCAUGAGACAUUGUCACUGGCAUAAUAUGCUAAAUAACAAAUAUAUUUAUGCAUUAUUCUAAGUAAUGUAAAUAUUCCUAAUAGCCAGAUCUGGAGAACAAGUACGAUAUACUUUGAAUAAUUUGUUAUUAUACUUAAUAUCUUCUGUUGUUACUCUUCUUGUUUUUAAAUACUUUUUCAAUUCAUAUAUAGAUUCAUCU
Carassius gibelio (silver crucian carp) is the source of this 3328-nucleotide messenger RNA. RefSeq names its product neuromedin-U receptor 1-like. NCBI's taxonomy places the organism in Eukaryota, Metazoa, Chordata, Actinopteri, Cypriniformes, Cyprinidae. Gene Ontology annotation, molecular function: neuromedin U receptor activity. Bases 190 to 1401 code for a protein of 403 amino acids. Gene Ontology annotation, biological process: G protein-coupled receptor signaling pathway. The record is from RefSeq and is a predicted model, not a curated record. The transcript has 3 exons. Gene Ontology annotation, cellular component: plasma membrane.